AUGGGGAAGAUGGACAACACUUCUGUGGAGCUGAGCUCUCCCUCCGAGGUGAAGCAGGCAGCCCUGGAGGACUCAGAGCCCAUUACCCCCAAGGCCAUGAGCGCCAAGAAGAACAAGAAGGAAAUCCCAGACAGAGGCUCCUGGAAGGGGAGGUUUGACUUCCUGCUGUCCUGCGUGGGCUAUGCUAUUGGGCUGGGCAACGUCUGGCGCUUCCCAUACCUCUGCGGCAAGAAUGGAGGAGGGGCCUUCCUCAUCCCCUAUUUCCUGACGCUGGUGUUCGCUGGUAUUCCUCUCUUCCUGCUGGAAACUGCUCUGGGCCAGUAUACCUCUGUUGGUGGGCUGGGAGUCUGGAAAUUAGCUCCUAUGUUUAAAGGAGUGGGGCUAGCAGCUGUGGUUCUCUCCUUCUGGCUGAACAUCUACUACAUUGUCAUCAUUGCCUGGGCUCUCUACUAUCUUUUCAACUCUUUCACCACGGAGCUGCCAUGGCAGAGCUGUGGGAAUGCCUGGAACACCGAUCGCUGCUUCUCCAACUACUCGCUGGAUGACACCACCAACCUCACCAGUGCUGUCACCGAGUUCUGGGAGAGGAACAUGCACCAGAUGUCUGGGAGCCUAGGGGAGCCUGGCACCAUCCGUUGGCCCCUGGCCGGCACACUGGCCCUGGCCUGGCUGCUGGUCUACUUCUCCAUCUGGAAGGGUGUGGAAUGGACAGGCAAGGUGGUGUAUUUCUCUGCCACCUACCCCUACUUCAUGCUCUUCAUCCUGUUCUUCCGGGGAGUCACUCUGCCGGGAGCCAAGGAGGGGAUCCUCUUCUACCUUACCCCUGACUUUAGGAAGCUCUCUGACUCUGAGGUCUGGAUGGAUGCAGCCACACAGAUCUUCUUCUCCUAUGGCCUGGGGCUGGGCUCCCUGAUUGCUCUGGGGAGCUACAACACUUUCCACAACAACGUCUACAGAGACUCCAUUAUUGUCUGCUGCAUAAACUCCACCACCAGCGUAUUUGCUGGCUUUGUUAUAUUCUCUAUUGUUGGCUUCAUGUCACACAUCACAAAGAAGUCCAUCUCAGAGCUGGCCUCCUCAGGCCCCGGACUGGCUUUCCUUGCCUACCCGCAGGUUGUCACACAGCUGCCCCUCUCCCCUCUCUGGUCAAUCCUCUUCUUCUCCAUGCUGAUGAUGUUGGGACUGGAUAGUCAGUUCUGCACUGUGGAAGGGUUCAUUACAGCCCUGAUGGAUGAGUAUCCUCACCUCCUGAGAGCCAGGAAGAAGAUCUUCAUUGCCAUUGUCUGUUUCAUCUCCUAUCUCAUUGGAUUCUCCAACAUCACCCAGGGUGGCAUUUAUGUCUUCAAGCUGUUUGAUUACUACUCAGCCAGUGGCAUGUGUCUUCUCUUUCUUGUCUUCUUUGAGACCAUUUCAAUUUCCUGGUGUUAUGGUGUGAACAGGUUUUACAGGAACAUUGAAGAAAUGAUUGGCUACAAACCUUGUGUUUGGUGGAAGAUCUGCUGGGCCUUCUUCACUCCUCUUGUCUGCCUGGGGGUGUUUUUCUUCAGUGUGGUGGAAAUGACCCCUCUGACCCUGGGAAAAUAUGUUUAUCCUGCGUGGGGCCAAGGCAUUGGCUGGCUCAUGGCUCUGUCCUCCAUGCUCCUGAUCCCAGGGUACAUGAUGUACUGCUUCUUCACCUCCACGGGGACCCUCCGGCAGCGUUUCCAGCAGAUGACACAGCCCAAGGCAGAGCCGCACACUCAGAACAACGGCCUCCAGCCCAAGACAUCCUUGAACGGGAGGCUCUCGGAUGCUGCCGUAUAG
Indicator indicator is the source of this 1803-nucleotide messenger RNA. RefSeq names its product sodium- and chloride-dependent GABA transporter 1-like. Gene Ontology annotation, biological process: sodium ion transmembrane transport. Bases 1 to 1803 code for a protein of 600 amino acids. Lineage: Eukaryota; Metazoa; Chordata; Aves; Piciformes; Indicatoridae. The transcript has 14 exons. The record is from RefSeq and is a predicted model, not a curated record. Gene Ontology annotation, cellular component: membrane.